This is a messenger RNA of Cladocopium goreaui, 3087 nucleotides long. Lineage: Eukaryota; Dinophyceae; Suessiales; Symbiodiniaceae. The record is from the annotation of a GenBank genome assembly.
AUGUCGGAAAGCCAUGAGUCCGUCAGCCAUUGUCCCAUUCCGGAGCACCCCACCAUCUUGCUGCUGAAUUCACGGCCUUGGUUGUAUGACAUCCAGGUAGCGAAGCUUCGAGACGUGUCCGAUGAACAGUUGGAUGCUGCCCUGUCAGUUGGCACUGACGUCCUCUGGCUCCAAGGUUGCUGGCAGCUAGGUCCGUACGGUCGACAGCAUGACCUGGCAGAUCCUGGGCGAUGCCAACAUUUCCGCCACUGCUUGCCGGAUUUUACAGAGGAUGACUGCAUCGGAUCCCCAUAUGCAGUGCAUGAAUACCUGUGCAACCCAAUGCUGGGCACAGAGGAAGAUUUGGCGAAGUUCCGACAGAGAUUGGCUGCCAAAGGUGUGGCCCUGAUGGUGGAUUUUGUGCCAAAUCAUAUGGCAAGAGAUAGUCCUUGGACUGAAACGGAUGGCCUGUUCAUCAAAGGUCGAAAGGGUGAUGUUGCCUUCGGACGUGAUCCAUACUCUGGCGACUGGACGGACACCGCCCAGUUGAAUUAUUGGUCGGAGACCUGUCGGCAGCACAUGCUGCAGGAGUUGUUGCACCUGGCAGAUCGCUGCGACGGGAUGCGGGUGGACAUGGCCAUGCUCUGUGUGAACGACGUGGUGGAGAGGACCUGGGGCCCCUUGCUGCGAGAACAAGGUUUUCAGCGACCACACGAAGAAUUCUGGGUUUGGGCGCUUCCACAACUGCAGAAGAGUCAUCCAAACUUCCUCUUGGUGGCAGAAUGCUACGAGUAUGAAGAGAUCUUGCCGCACGGCACGAUGUUGGAGCUGCUCCGGCAAGGCUUCAGCGCGGCCUAUGACAAGGUGAUGUACGACAGGCUGACGGAGGGGCACAUGGACAAGUUGAGGGGUCAUCUCUAUCAUCAUCCCUGCAUGGGCUCAGGGAAGUUGUGCCAUUUCACGGAGAACCACGAUGAGGACCGCUCAGCUCCCCAUUUUGGCCCACGAGCCUUAGCAGCGACUGUGGCUUCAUUGACACUACCAGGGCCGCGCCUUGUGAUGUGGGGUCAGGUGUUGGGUUUCCGCCAACGGCUGGCGGUCCACUUGAGACGGGCAAUCCGUGAGGCUCCAGAUGCGGCGCUUUCCAGCGCCCUGCAGGGCUUGCUAUCCGCCCUCAGCAAGUGUCGAGGAUCCUGGCAGGCCACCCUGCCCAUGCAUGGCGAUGAAGCUUGGAGGUUGUUGGCCUGGGCCUGGAAAGGGCCUGGAUCUGCAGCGGUGAUCGCUGUGAACUACACUGACCAGGAGGCCUGGGCGCACAUCCAGCUCCAGGACGUGCUCGCAGAGGCGCCCACGGAUCAGUUGCAGCUGACGGAUGCGCUCACCGGAGAGGCAAGGCGAAGCAGCCUCACGCGACUUUCAGUUGUGGGCCUGGCUACGGCCACAGUUUGUUUGCCUCCGCCCCGGCAAGAGGAGUUUCCUGCGCUUCGAGGCGGCAAGAACUUCUCGAAAAAUACCGCGCGCAUCAACAGAUUUUUAAAGAAAACGCCAUCAGCACGAGCUGCCGUCAUUGGAAUCAAAGAAUUCUACUGGCAUGAGAGGCCCAAAGGAAUGAUCCUUGAGGCCCUUGUGUGGCGCCUCUCGAAGACUUGUUCAUUCUCGUUGACACGCACCGCUCGUGAAUAUGUUGGGUCUGCACGAGAGACUUGGAAAUUGCAGAAGGAAUGCUUUCAUUUUUUUAUGUAUGUCCGGCGCGAGCUGAGAAAUUGGAAGGCUUCAAGCUUUGGAAGGCGUUUGACAAAAGAUCUGGAAUCCCUUUCAGCGAUGAAACGAGAGGAACACAUCCAGAGUUUUGAGAAAUUGGCGAAAUCGACUGGUAGCCGAGAUAUUUUUUACUUGAUGCUGUUGCCAGAAAUUUUUGAGACGGCAAAGGCAGAGUGGACGACCCAGCAGGCUGGCCCUUGGCCUACGUGUGGUGAGCUCGACAAAAAGAUGCGAGAACGGGAGAAGCGGGGGCAAAGGUCUUUGAGCGAAGCCGUGCGACUCUGUGCAGCUCCGUUUGAAGCCGUUCCAGUCUCACGUCCUGCUGUGCAGCUGGUGAGGUCAAUCGCUUUCGGAGCAAAAGCGAAGGGGCGUCAUGGCCAACUCUUGGGAUGGUGGGACACGGAGGAUCAUGGCGGGGUGCAACGCGGCGCCGCGCGGAAACAUCGGUUUAAAGCCAUUCCAGUCGCAUGUCCUGCUGUGCGGCUGGUGAUGUCAAACGCUCUGGGGCACAAAAUCUCAAGGGGAACUGCUGGGAGUAUUGUGGGUGGCUGGGGAUUGGAUUUGAGGAUCUGUGCGCAACCAGAGCCGCGGGAUGGCCAAGCCAUGCCCAUCAAGAUGAGGCAGAGCAGCUUUGGGCGACUGUCCACUGUGUGCCUGGCUGCGGCCACAGUCUGUUGGAAUUUUCUGCUGCCUCCCGGAGACAGGAGGAGUUUCCCAGGCUUCGUGGAGGGCAAGACUUCUACAACAAUUCUGCCCGCAUCAACAAAUUCUUGGAGCAAACGCCUGCAGCCAGAGCUGCCAUCAUUGGAGUCAAAUCACUCCAGUUCGAUGACAGGCCGAAAGGAUUACUGCUGGAGGCCAUUGCGUGGCGCCUCUCGAAGACUUGUCCAUAUCAGUUGACACGCACGGAGCGUGUUUUUGCUGGGUCUGAAGAAGAGACAUGGAAAUUGCAUAUGGAAUGCUACGCGUUUUUUUUGCGUGUCAUACAGCACCUGAGGGAGUGGGAGGCUUCACCUUUUGGAGGUGAUUUGAAAGCCGAUCUAGCAUUGCUACCAGAGAGGAAGCAGGAGGAACAUAUCCAGAGGCUCGAAAAGUUGCGGGAGGACAGCAAAGAUUCCGUCUACAUGAUUUUGUCGGUAGACAUCCUUCGGACGGCCCAGGAGAAGUGGACCGAACAGGAUGGCCCUUGGCAUUUGUACCUUGGCAGGAAGCUUGUGGAGUUCUUCCCUUUUGGCAAGAAGAGGGGCAGGCUCAGCAAGAAGCCGCGCGGCUUCGCUGCGUCGUGACUUCAACCCCUCCAGUUUCUUGCCAAUUCCAACCCGGAACUUUUGGGCUUCUGGCUCUUGG